AUGGUUGUUUGGGGCCACCAACGACGAGGUUUCGCGGGGAUGGUACGGAGCCGUAGAGACUUCUGGCAGAAACUCAAUGAGCAAUACCUCUCGAGUGAGUUGGCGCAUAUAGCUCGGGCUUGCGAUGAAGCAGCUAAAGGGAACGUACCUCCGAAAGAAGCGUGGCGGAAGUCUACUAGUGCGGUGCCUUUUGAUCCCAAGAUUCCGGGCUCGUUGAGGAUACGUGGUUCGAAAGGGGUGGUUGCCGGUCCUAUUAUGGCACGUAAUGCACAGAAAGCUGCUAAACUGCAGGCUGAGAAAGUCCUGUUGGAGGAAGAGCACGAGAGGCUUAUGUCACGACGGAGGGCUGGGGGAAGUGAAGAGGAGUCCUCAGCGAGGGAGCCUAGUGGGGAUCAACAGUUUGGGAAUAGUCGCGAAGGUGGAGACCGUCUGUGGAGGUAUGAAUCGAGGCGGCACGAUCCGCGUUAUCAGGAUCUAGUGCAUGAGGAUGCGCGGCGCUUGCAGGAGUUAUGUCAUAGGAAAAGGAUGAUGGACAGGAAGCUGAAGUGGUUGAAGGAAAAUAAUUUGCCUGAUCCGGCUAAGGUGGCGAAGUACAUGACGAGGGUGAAGAGGAGCCAAGAGAAGGAACCUGGAGGGGAAAUGUAUCCACCACCAUUCCAAGUGGAAUCGCCUAAUGUGAGGAAGGAGACGAAGAUGCUCUCACAAGCUGAAAGAGAUACGUUGGAAUCGAGAUUGCGGACUAAAAUCCGAGAGGAGAAAAAACUCAAUGUUAGAGUUUUACGACAGAGUGAGCCUGCUGUUGGUGAAGUUAUCACAGAUCCCAUUGCGCGCCAUAGAGCAAUGCGGAAGCUCCGGACUAGGUCCAUUAUUAGCGAACAUCUGGACGGUAUCCUUACCUCUAACAGUGCACAGAUAAUGUGGUCCAUGCUGGACGGCGCUACUAUUAGUGUGGCUAAGAUACACUCUGAGGGCCCUCGAGGGACGCACCGGAUAUUUUACAACCUCAACUCUGAUCAUGAUCCAGAGGAAGUCCACCGGAAGCUCAAUAUCCUAGCACCGAAGAUCAGAAGUCUACUUGCUGUCAAGUUGAAUCUCGGAAGAACUCCACCACUGAAGUGA
This is a messenger RNA of Perkinsus marinus ATCC 50983, 1119 nucleotides long. RefSeq lists its product as hypothetical. The transcript is spliced from 12 exons. The record is from RefSeq and is a predicted model, not a curated record. Bases 1 to 1119 code for a protein of 372 amino acids. Lineage: Eukaryota; Perkinsozoa; Perkinsida; Perkinsidae.